Molecule: messenger RNA, 1154 nt
Organism: Ochlerotatus camptorhynchus
Lineage: Eukaryota; Metazoa; Arthropoda; Insecta; Diptera; Culicidae
Gene: Fib
Product: rRNA 2'-O-methyltransferase fibrillarin
Exons: 3
Coding region: 16-981 (321 amino acids)
Biological process (GO): box C/D sno(s)RNA 3'-end processing; rRNA methylation
Cellular component (GO): box C/D methylation guide snoRNP complex; nucleolus; Cajal body
Molecular function (GO): histone H2AQ104 methyltransferase activity; RNA binding; rRNA methyltransferase activity
Source: RefSeq, a predicted model, not a curated record
AAUUCAACUGUACUCAUGGGAAAACCAGAAUUCACGCCUAGAGGAGGCGGUGGCCGUGGAGGUUUCGGAGGUCGAGGCGGUGGUGGUGGCCGUGGAGGAUUCGGAAGUCGAGGCGGUGGUGGAGGCCGUGGAGGUGGAGGUAGCCGUGGUGGUUUCGGUGGUCGCGGUGGCGGUGGUGGUCGUGGAGCCGGAGGAGGUCGUGGACGUGGCGGUCCACGGGGAGGAGGCCGCGGAGGUGGAGCCAAAGGAGGUGGCUUCAAGGGAGGCAAAACCGUUGUCAUUGAGCCUCAUCGUCACGAAGGAAUUUUCAUUGCCAGAGGAAAGGAAGACGCUCUAGUCACACUGAAUCUGGUGCCCGGAUCGGAGGUUUAUGGAGAAAAACGAAUUUCUGUUGAGACCGACGGCGAGAAGAACGAAUACAGAGUAUGGAAUCCUUUCCGGUCAAAGCUGGCCGCUGCCGUUCUUGGUGGAGUUGACAAGAUCCACAUGCCACCUGGCUCGAAAGUUUUGUACCUUGGUGCAGCCUCGGGAACUACAGUUUCACACGUUUCGGACGUCGUGGGUCCAGAAGGACUGGUGUAUGCCGUCGAGUUUUCACACCGAUCCGGACGGGAUCUGAUUAACGUGGCCAAGAAACGGACCAACAUUAUUCCGAUUAUAGAAGACGCUCGUCAUCCACACAAGUACCGGAUGUUGGUCGGCUUGGUUGAUACCAUCUUCGCCGACGUUGCCCAACCCGAUCAGGCUCGUAUCGUUGCACUAAAUGCACAUCAGUUCCUGAAAAACGGCGGCCAUUUCGUCAUAUCCAUCAAGGCGUCUUGCAUCGAUUCGACAGCCGUUCCGGAGGCAGUAUUUGCGGCAGAGGUAAAGAAACUGCAGUCGGAAAAACUGAAACCUCAGGAGCAAAUCACAUUGGAACCAUACGAGCGUGAUCAUGCCGUCGUUGUGGGGGUCUACAGGGCAGCCCCGAAGAGUGCGUAAGGAAGAAAGUUUAGGUUUAGGAUUUACUUUAAAUAUUUACGUUUCAGUAGAUAAUCUUCUCUUGAACGGGAAGCAUUUUCUUACUUUAGAACUACUACAGUAACAGAGUUUAUACAAAUACCCCACUCUAAUGUGACAUACAAAAAGUAAUAAAUUCAUUAUUACAAACAAAA